AUGAAGGUGCAGAAGCACGGAGAGACUCGCAGAUCAUCAGGUGGUGAUCUACAUAUCUCAGACAUGAGGGUUGUACUGCUGGGAAGCAGAUGGGAAGGGAAGAGUUCAUCAGGAAACACCAUCUUGGGAAGAGAGGAGUUUGAUACCUCAGGACAAACAGCUGAGUGUGUGAAGAGAGAGGGAGAAACAGCAGGGAGACACAUCACUGUAGUGGAGGCACCUGGAUGGUAUCACACUCGUUCUGUAAUAGACACUCCUGAACGUAAUAAACAAGAGAUUGUCCUCAGUGUGUCUCUGUGUCCUCCAGGACCCCAUGCUGUACUGCUGGUCAUUGAUGCGAAAGAUUCAUUCACAGAGACAUACAGAAGAGCAGCGCAGGAACACCUGGAGCUCCUGGGUGAGAGAGUCUGGAGUCACACUAUAGUGCUGUUCACCCGUGGGGACUGUCUGGGAAACACAACCAUUGAGCAGCACAUCGAUAGAGAAGGAAAAGGUCUGCAGUGGGUUGUAGAGAAAUGUGGGAACAGGUAUCAUGUUGUAAAGAAUAACAAGAGAGAUGGUGACCAGGUGACAGAGCUGCUGGAGAAGAUAGAAGAGAUGGUGGCAGGAAACAGAGGUCAUCACCUUUACUUCGAUGCAAAUAUUAUGAAAGAACUGACAAUGAAGAAGAAGAAAGAUGAGAGAAGAGCCGAGGAGAGGAAGAUGAAGGUGCAGAAGCACAGAGAGACUCUCAGAUCAUCAGUAAAACCAUAG
Messenger RNA from Clupea harengus (Atlantic herring), 753 nucleotides. Its product is annotated as GTPase IMAP family member 7-like. Lineage: Eukaryota; Metazoa; Chordata; Actinopteri; Clupeiformes; Clupeidae. The record is from RefSeq and is a predicted model, not a curated record. Gene Ontology annotation, molecular function: GTP binding. The transcript has 3 exons. Bases 1 to 753 code for a protein of 250 amino acids.